CGUUUCUUCAUCACUUGGACCCCGCGGGCUUCAAUCGCAUGCGCACACAACCGACUACUCUCGGAAUUGCUAUUCUCAAGGCCGCCUGUACUGCUAAACCCACGUUCCCCUGCUGUAAAUAUUCGACGUCGCAAGUCAAUCAACCGCAAAAAGCUACUUUUCUUCCCUUCUCGCAGAGACCCCGUCGUUAUGGCGCGGGGCAAGUGGAUAGACAAGAAGUCGGCGACGCACUUUACGCUGGUGCACCGACCUCAAAAUGACCCCCUCAUCCAUGACGAAUCCGCACCAUCCAUGGUGCUCAACCCAACACAACUGCCAAAUGCAUCCGCCAAGGGCAAGAAGUUGGAUGAUCUGGCAUCCGAGCUCGGCUCUGAUGCCCUGAGCAUACGUGACAACGAAGGCGAGGCCGCCAAUCAUGGCAUCUAUUUCGACGAUACGGAGUAUGACUACAUGCAGCACAUGCGCGACCUCGGCAGCGGAGAGGGCGAGGUCGUCUUUGUCGAAGCAAAGCUCGGUCAGAAGGAAGGAAAGGGCAAGCAGAAGCAGUCACUCGAGGAUGCACUGCGCGAGAUGGAUCUACAGCACCGCUCGAGCGAUCUGCUAGACGCAGAUAUCCUGCCGACUAGGGACCUGCCCAGGGCCACCUACCAGUCUCAGCAGGACGUCCCGGACGCCAUCGCCGGUUUCCAGCCCGAUAUGGACCCGAGGCUCCGCGAGGUUCUCGAAGCCCUGGAGGACGAGGCGUACGUUGACGAGGAUGGCGAUGAUGACAUCUUCCAGGCACUUGCAAAGGAUGCGAAGGAGCUGAACGAACACGAAUUUGAGGAUGAGUUUUACGACGACGAAGAGGGCUGGGAGUCUGACGCUACCGCGAAGCCCGGCAAGGAGCUCAACGAUGGUGAUGGCGAAGCCCCACAACUGGUCAGGACAGGCGAGCAGUCAGCCGAGGGACCCUCGCAGGGAUGGAUGGAAGAUUUCAAGCAAUUCAAGAAAGACCAAGGCAGCGAGAGGAGACCAGGUGCGGCGGCACCUCGGGUGGGAGCCGCGGCGCCGUCGGAGCUGCAGUCCUCACUCUGGACGACAACAACGAGCGGCGGCCGGCGCAAGAAGCGCAAGGGCGCGCUAACAGACAAGACGGGGCACUCGAUGACCUCGGCAUCUCUGGUACGGACCGAGGGGCUUACCCUCCUCGAUGCCCGGUUCGAACGGAUCGAGGAGGAGUACACCACAGACUUUGGUGACGACGAGCUCGGUUCCGUUGUGUCUGGGAUGUCAACGGCGUCGAGCGUGCAGGGACCGAUGCGGUCGGAUUUCGACGGCAUCCUGGACGACUUCCUUGGCGCGCAGCCGAAUAGAGGAGGGAAGAGGGGAAAGAAGCACUACAAGGGUGGUCUGGCGGAGCUAGAGGAGAUUAGGAGGGGUCUUGGGCCGGCGAGGAUCUCAACUCGGUGAUGAAAUCGAAAGAAAUUUGUGUCGGAUGACUUGGGUGGGCCAUAGACCUCAAGAUCUUGUGAUUACGAAGCCAAUCCUUUUUCCUAGCUACGGCGAUGUUGAGGGUACGGAAGAUCCUGCUCGGUGUGAAAGGAGUUGUAGCCGGGGUAGCGGCCCUGUGGUGUAGGCAUUAUGCUAUAGGCGCUUGUUAAGGGGCACCUAGGCGCCGUGCCGCACGUAAGUGCCCCUUCCUUAUGAUGGAGAUCUUACGAUCUGGGCCAAAGCCAAACCCACACCAUGAAGGCCAAGAUCGCCAGGACCCGCGCAGUUAAUAAUCGUUAAAAGGCGUCAGACGGAUGCUAGAAUCCCCUCUGCUUCCUUUUACGUUCAAGUAGAAUCUCCGUUCGUAGUGCUAAUAGACAGUACCCUUUUGUGGUCUCGUCC
Molecule: messenger RNA, 1875 nt
Organism: Gaeumannomyces tritici R3-111a-1
Lineage: Eukaryota; Fungi; Ascomycota; Sordariomycetes; Magnaporthales; Magnaporthaceae
Exons: 2
Coding region: 190-1452 (420 amino acids)
Biological process (GO): ribosomal small subunit biogenesis; ribosomal small subunit export from nucleus
Cellular component (GO): cytosol; nucleus; preribosome, small subunit precursor
Source: RefSeq, a predicted model, not a curated record